Mycena indigotica is the source of this 768-nucleotide messenger RNA. RefSeq lists its product as uncharacterized. The coding region runs from base 1 to 768 and encodes 255 amino acids. Lineage: Eukaryota; Fungi; Basidiomycota; Agaricomycetes; Agaricales; Mycenaceae. Gene Ontology annotation, biological process: cell surface receptor signaling pathway. The record is from RefSeq and is a predicted model, not a curated record. The transcript has 4 exons.
AUGCAGCCUGGCUCUAGCGCAACGCCCAGCAAGAAGGUCAAUGCGGCAUACGACUUUGGGACAGCGUUCUUCUCGACGCUGACGCUGGCGGCGUCGAUGGCGCCGCUGCCCUACCUGCAAGAGGCCGCCCAGUUGGCGGUGAACAUCAUCCAGAUCCUCCAAAAUGCGGACAACAACUUGGAAGAGUUCAUGAUCCUCGCAAACGACGCCUGCGAGCUCGUCGUCGCCAUCUUGGCCGCGGUCGAAGUAUUCCAGCGGGACGGCCUGGCGCUGUCGCCGCAGCUGGCGGGUAACAUCGCCGAUCUGAACGUGACACUGUCCAACAUUUACAAGUUGGCCAAGAAGAACAUCCGGAAAAGCAAGCUCUACCAGAUCUUCCGGCAUCGCACCCAGCUCCAGAAGAUCGAGCGGUACCGGGCCCAGCUAAGAGUCGCUCUGGACAAGUUUGGGCUUCAGUCCCAAAUAUCAAUACACGAAAAUGUGGUCCAGAUUCUGAAGCAGGUCAAAGAGCGGGAGGAGAAGGAGGAGAACGAUCGUCAGGCCAGACUAGCCGCUGCCGCCAAAGACAGCGUCGAUGAACCCAAAAGCGCUCCAAACAUACCCCCUCCAAAAAGCCCUCAGAAGAACGCAUUCGGAAACGUCUUCGGCGGGAACAUCGGAGGCAACGUCGACAUCACGACUAUAAACGGCAACUACACCAACCGACAGACGCUGAACCGGAAUAUCAUCUCCAACUCAUUCAACACGACUUACAGCUACCCCUCAUGA